CACUGUUCUGCCCACUUUUCUUUCACAACCAACGCAAAUAAUAAACUGACUGUUGUCACUGAUAUAUAUAUAUAUAUAGAGAAAGAGAGAGAGAGAGAGGGUUCCAAAUCUCAUGACUACCACCACAACCACGUACUCAUAUCUCUACACGUGCCAAUUCCCAACCAUCCAGCGCCUUCGCACGUGCCAAACAAGGCAUCGCUUCCUCCCUAGCACGUGCGCCCCAGUUACGAGGAAGUUGAAACUUGUUGUUGCGGCGACGGCGGCGGAGACGACGCGUCCGAUGAAAGCGGCGGAGGACGGUGUGCUGAAGAAGGGCAUAGCCGAGUUCUACGACGAGUCGUCUGGCGUAUGGGAGGACAUCUGGGGGGACCACAUGCACCAUGGGUUCUACGACCCGGAUUCGACUGUAGAUGUUUCGGGUCACCGGGCCGCCCAGAUCCGUAUGAUCGAUGAAGCGCUCCGAUUCGCAGGGAUUUCGGAGGACCCAACAAAAAGGCCUAAAAGUGUAGUUGAUGUUGGAUGUGGGAUAGGAGGUAGCUCUAGAUACAUAGCAAGUAAAUUUGGGGCCAAAUGCCAAGGUAUCACUCUUAGUCCCGUCCAGGCCCAAAGAGCCAAUGCUCUUGCCGCUGCUCAAGGACUAUCCGACAAGGCUUCCUUUCAAGUCGCAGAUGCUUUGGAACAACCAUUUCCUGAUGGGCAAUUUGAUCUGGUGUGGUCCAUGGAGAGUGGUGAACACAUGCCUGACAAAGCAAAGUUUGUUAAUGAGUUGGCUCGAGUUACAGCCCCAGGAGGCACGAUAAUAAUAGUAACAUGGUGUCAUAGGGAUCUGGCUCCUACUGAGGAAUCUUUGCAGCCGUGGGAGAAAGAACUUUUGAACAAGAUAUGUGAUUCCUUUUAUCUUCCUGCAUGGUGUUCAACUGCUGAAUAUGUCAAAUUACUGCAGUCCCUCUCUCUCCGGGAUAUUAAGGCUGAAGAUUGGUCUCAGUAUGUUGCCCCGUUUUGGCCGGCUGUGAUUCGGUCAGCAUUGACAUGGAAGGGCCUCACAUCAUUGUUGCGAAGUGGAUGGAAAACCAUAAAGGGAGCAUUGGCAAUGCCAUUGAUGAUAGAAGGAUUUAAGAAGGAUCUAAUUAAAUUUGCUAUCAUUACAUGCCAAAAGCCUGAAUAAGUUUACACAGGAAGCAAGAUGCACCUGCAUGAAUAAGGUUUGGCACAGAUGCUACAACCCUUUUUUUGUUGUUUCAAAGGGUUUAUCUGUUUGGCCUUAUAACCCUACUUGAACAAUGUUUCUUUCUGCUUAGCCUUUUCUUCUGUUCUGUAAUUGUGUCCCCAGUUGAGGAGGGCCAGUACAUAAUUUACUAAUUGCAUUAUUGCCAUUUCCCUCCAUUCUGGAUUUCAUGAUGUUCAUCAUUUUUCUCUUGCAUUUUUCACAACUGUAGUCAAUUACAUUAAGCUGUAUAAUAAUCACAGUACUUUCGACUGCUCUCUUUUUCUA
Messenger RNA from Quercus robur (English oak), 1495 nucleotides. Its product is annotated as tocopherol O-methyltransferase, chloroplastic. NCBI's taxonomy places the organism in Eukaryota, Viridiplantae, Streptophyta, Magnoliopsida, Fagales, Fagaceae. The record is from RefSeq and is a predicted model, not a curated record. Gene Ontology annotation, biological process: methylation. Gene Ontology annotation, molecular function: S-adenosylmethionine-dependent methyltransferase activity. The transcript has 6 exons. The coding region runs from base 113 to 1168 and encodes 351 amino acids.